AUGCAGAGCCUGGUGCUACCUGGUCCGACCUCACUCCUUACCACGCCAUUCGGGCGGCCUUCAGAACCUGAAGACGGCCUUGCCAAGUUCCGGUCGAAGUUCAGUCCUAACAGGUCUGAGCACCAGGGCUACCCGUCUCCGCCCAUGUCAGAAUCUCAUUCCCCGUCUCGUCGAACAGCACAGCUUGAAUCUGCGCGCCUCUCUUACCCUCCGCCGGGAUCAUCUCAGAGACAGGACAGCCUGACUCAACCGCCGACUCUGCCAUCGUUGUACGACCCGCGGUCUACGUCGGGAGCGCAUGCUCUUCCCCUACAGCGGCCACUUUACCCUGGAGAGCCCCAGCACAGGGGUCAAGCACUCCACUACCAACCCGGACGUGCUCACGAGCACCAAUCUUACCCUCAUGCCAUCCCGCAUAACUACGGGUAUGGCUAUCAAAACACCGGCCUGCCCCCCUAUGCUGGAGUCCAGCACGGAGGCCCGAUGGUGCAGCAGGGCGCGAUGAUCGCACCACCACCGUCAAGACCGACGAAGCCAGCCAGACGCACAAAAGCGCACGUUGCGUCAGCUUGUGUUAACUGCAAGAAGGCACAUCUCAGCUGCGACGUCCAACGCCCAUGUGGCCGUUGCGUCGCUUCUGGAAAGCAGGACACAUGCAAAGAUGUGCAGCACAAAAAGAGAGGAAGGCCACGAUUGAGAGACGACAGAGAGUUCACCAGAUCAGACGACGGAAGACCACCUAGCCAGCUCGUAGGAGCGCCACCUACCUCCGAACCUCACGCUCAUCAAGCGCCUUACCCAGUAUCUCAGCAAUAUCGACCCUUCGAACCUCAUCGAAGUCUGGAGAGUACUGCGCACCAGAAGGAGCUCCAUUCCGCUGCGUCUGCGCCCCGGGACGCGCCCAACAGCGUGGGUGACUACAGCGGAGUGCAGGCACCUCCCUACGGCGUGGGACCGAAUUUGGCGUACCAAAAGCUGCCUGUCGUUUACCUAAAUUUGGACCUGGUGAUACAAAAAGCAAACCAGGCUUUCGCGGACCUCGUAUCGUUCCUCGGAGACAUCAGGGGCAAGCAUCUUGGCGAGCUUCUGGAAGCGCGACAGAAUGAGAGCAUGCAGAAGCUGCGAAACGACUUGCGCGAUGAGCGCGACGAACGUGAGCCGACGUACAUGGCGCCCAUCACCCCGGUCGGACAAGAUCCCAUGCGCGCGGUGAUGGAGUCGGUCCAGGAUCAAGACAUUGACCAUGUCACCCAGGGGUACACGAAUCGGCCCAUGUACCUCAGCUUUCGUCUGCCGGCUAGUGGACAGUACCAGUCGCUGUCGGUCCAAAUCCGGCUUGCCAGGACGUCUCUGUACUUUGUGACGCUCGUCGUGUGCUCACCACCAAGACACGCGGGACCGACUCUGUUAACGCAGCAGUUAGCGCCCUCAACAUCACGACAUACCUCUCAGGCCAUGUCCGCACCGACAGCAGUCUCGCAAUUCACGCCGCAUCAAGAGCGUCGAACCUCAACGACAAGCUCUGGACCAAACUCGCCCUUCAUCAACAUCUCCUCCAUCCGCACGUCCCUCCCCACAUUCAGUCCAAGCUCUUACAAGAGCAGCCCUUCGUACGGCUACUCUCCCACCGCAGGCCCAGAAUCGGGCUACUUCCCGACCUACCAAGUCCCGCCGCAGCCCACCAGCAGCGCAUACCCUUCGCCAUACGCACAACCAGCGCGCCCCCCAGCCGCAACAUCCGAACCUCUCCGCGAGCUCAACCGGCCUCCCCGUCUCGAAGGCCUCCAUCUGCCGCCCAUUCGAACAGGGCCCGCGCCGCUUGGUUCUCCGCUCCACGUCGAAACAAGCGCUGCGGAACGCGAGCGUGUGCGAAUGCACGACUCACCGUCCAGUAGCGCCGAGCAGCGGAGGCCCGAGUCGCCCGACAUGGGCAAGCGGCGGCGGUUGAAUAUACACGAGGUGCUCGACUAG
Alternaria triticimaculans is the source of this 1971-nucleotide messenger RNA. RefSeq lists its product as uncharacterized. The record is from RefSeq and is a predicted model, not a curated record. The transcript is spliced from 2 exons. NCBI's taxonomy places the organism in Eukaryota, Fungi, Ascomycota, Dothideomycetes, Pleosporales, Pleosporaceae. Bases 1 to 1971 code for a protein of 656 amino acids. Gene Ontology annotation, biological process: regulation of DNA-templated transcription. Gene Ontology annotation, molecular function: DNA-binding transcription factor activity, RNA polymerase II-specific; zinc ion binding.